CCUCCUCCUUUGGUUGAGCCCGCAUCAUCCUGACUGGCCCUGGCCGCUGAUCGCAAGGAGCGCCCAGCCCGCACAGGGACGGAUGAACCGGUGAACCUGCAUAACCCGUCAUCCGUUUGAUUUCUAAUUUCUUUCCUCUACUGCCGACACCGGAAGCAACACUGAUUGUGCAAAGCGAAAACAAGUGCACAGAUUCACCAUGGGGAUCAAGGCUGCUCUCCCCAGAUAUGAGCUGUAUCUCUACUCUGCUGUACUCGCAGGCGCACUGAUAUGGGCUGGCAGUUGGAUAUUUGAAGCCUCAAGUGACAAUGUGAACAGAAAGGCGUUUAAAGCAAGCGUGAAGCCAGGAUGGCAUUACUUUGGCAGGAAAAUGGAUGUGGCGGACUUCGAGUGGGUGAUGUGGUUCUCUACAUUCCGCAAUCAUAUCCUUUUUGCUCUCACCGGUCAUGUGAUCUUUGCAAAGAUAUUUACCCUGCUAGCUCCAAAGCACAGAUCCUUGACCUUUGCCGUGUACGGAGGUCUCGCCGUCCUGGUCACCAUGGGCUGGACCUUCAUGGCUCUGGUUGUGUCCCACUGCAUCAUACUCUACAGUGUCGCCCUUGUUAAGAAGAAAUGGAUGUGCUUUGCUGCAGGUCUGAGCACGCUGGCCUCCAUCAAGCUGGAGCCGUAUAACUCCUGGCAGGAGGCUUUAGUGACUGGAUCUUUUGACCUGCAAGAUGUCCUGUUCUACGGAGGCUGUGGCUUCAGCAUCAUGCGCUGCAUGAGCUUCGCUUUGGAGAACUGUGACAGGAAAGAGGGAAACUAUUCCUUCUCUGACCUCCUGAAAUACAACUUCUACCUCCCGUUCUUCUUUUUUGGACCUAUUAUGACUUUCGACCGUUUUCAUGCCCAGGCUAAUAACACUCAGCUUACCCGCAAGGAGAGGGAGAUGUGGAAUAUCACCACCAAAGCCUUGGUACACCUGGGAAUUAUACUGGUGGUGGAUGUCUUCUUCCAUUACCUGUAUAUCUUGACAAUACCCAGCGACAUGAACUUGGUCAACAAGCUAUCUGACUGGUGUCUUGCGGGCCUGGCCUAUUCCAACCUGGUGUAUGACUGGAUAAAAGCAGCUGUAAUGUUUGGUGUUAUCAACACCGUGGCUACACUGGACCACCUGGACCCGCCUCAGCCUCCCAAAUGUAUCACCAUGCUCUAUGUCUUUGCUGAGACCCACUUUGACAGAGGCAUCAACGACUGGCUUUGCAAGUAUGUCUAUGACUACAUUGGUGAGAAUCAUGACAAGAUCUUUAAAGAACUUCUUGCAACCGUGUGUACUUUUGCCGUCACCACCUUGUGGCUGGGCCCAUGUGAGCUGGUUUACAUCUGGUCAUUUUUCAACUGCUUUGGCCUCAACUUUGAGCUUUGGGUGGCAAAGUUGUUCUCCAUUCCACCGUUUUCUAUGAUGGAGAAUGCUAUGGGUGAAGCUAUGUCUCGCAGGAUCAGGGGUGUCUUCAACGCUGCCAACUUCUGGGCUAUUGUACUCUACAAUGUUCUCUCCCUGAACAGUUUGGAGUUUGCCAAAUUGGUGGGCAGAAGGAUUAUUUUCAAAGGUUUCCCUCUGUCCACCCUGUCUGUGCUGCUGGUGACCUACUGUGGUGUUCAGCUGGUGAAGGAAAGAGAACGUCAGCAGGCCCUGCUGGAGGAUCCGGACCCAGUGAAGCCAGUGGAUGGUGGCAAAGAGAAAGCUGAAUAAUCAAACAGAAAACCAGGAUAUGCUUUCAUCGUCAGCCUCGCCAGCUGUAACAGAACCAGGCUGUUAAAGCCAUUCGGCAACUUUAAAGUUCAACAAGGCAAAGCUUUUGCUUGUCAGAAGCGAGCAUUGUUGACCAUCCUCAAGUGCACUUCCAGUAGAUAAUCGGCACAUACUUUGGCAAUAAAUCCCACAAUGACAUAUUUUGUAUCUAAAUCGUAUCUAAACAAAUGUUUAUUAUGUGGAUUACAGGUUUUAAAAACCAAACAAUUAAUAGAAGGAUAGACAAAUAUCCAUAUUUAAAUGAGCAGCUACUUUGCUCUGGUUGAACACUACCAUUUGAAUUACUUUCAUAUUUGAACAUUCUUGUUGUCUGCAGUAUAGUCCAUUUCUCAGGCCUAUUAUCACAACCCUUAAUCUCACUUAAGGGAAAAAGACUUGAAAGUAAAUGGCAAUAUGGAAAAACACAAAGGGUGCUGUGGAGAUCUUCCACAAAGUUUUCAGUUGACUGUACCGUGUCUAAUCUCCACUGUCCUAUAGGAAAAGCAAAGUUAUAGUAGAGAAUAGUGUUUUUGAUAGUGGCUAUGUGUUGGUUAUCUGAAUGUAACUUGUUCCUAUACAGUGUUCAAAGGGUCAAUGCCUUGUUUAACAUCACAGAUUUAUUUUAAUUUUAAUAAGAAAUUGCUGAUGAAUAUCAGUUUAUCUUCCUCCAGCCCAUCUUACACACUUCAGAUCCCCACUUUGCAAGGUACACAACAGACCGUACAGUGCAAAGGGUCAGUCUUUUAGUGCCUGUCGACAAAACCCGGCAGCAUGUCUUUGGUGCGGAAAGGGAACAGGGGUAACUUUAAAAAGAUUAGAAUGUAUUUUAUCAUUCAGGUUUUUCAUGCAAAUGGCUGUUUAUUUAUCUGUCUUAAAAUAAAGAUAUAUUUCACCCUG
Molecule: messenger RNA, 2668 nt
Organism: Cyprinodon variegatus (sheepshead minnow)
Lineage: Eukaryota; Metazoa; Chordata; Actinopteri; Cyprinodontiformes; Cyprinodontidae
Gene: hhatla
Product: protein-cysteine N-palmitoyltransferase HHAT-like protein
Exons: 12
Coding region: 200-1732 (510 amino acids)
Biological process (GO): negative regulation of N-terminal protein palmitoylation
Cellular component (GO): endoplasmic reticulum
Molecular function (GO): acyltransferase activity
Source: RefSeq, a predicted model, not a curated record